Aspergillus welwitschiae is the source of this 1608-nucleotide messenger RNA. Its product is annotated as aromatic alcohol reductase. The transcript is spliced from 2 exons. The record is from RefSeq and is a predicted model, not a curated record. The coding region runs from base 589 to 1602 and encodes 337 amino acids. Gene Ontology annotation, molecular function: oxidoreductase activity. NCBI's taxonomy places the organism in Eukaryota, Fungi, Ascomycota, Eurotiomycetes, Eurotiales, Aspergillaceae.
AUUGAGCCGUAUCUGUCGAUGCCCGGUGGAGGUAUCUAGCUAAAGUGACAUGUGGAUUCUCGCCCUGUAAAUGUGUACGCUGGCGAGUAGUCAUAGGGCGUAAGGGGAUGCUAUACUGCCUACUGAGAAUUGGGGAAGUUACAAGCACGUGAGCGGCGUUGGAGCGGCUAUUGCGGCGAUAGUCAAGCUAUGGUGGAGUUAACUGGUAAUCUCCGCAUCGCCGCUCUUUGCUAGUGUGCGGCUGCGGCGGCGGAGAUGUGCGGGAAUCUCACCUUCUCACCACCUUACGUUCCUUCUCAGCGGACAAAGCCAGUCAAAAUACAGUCAGCGAUGGGUCUACUUCCUUUAAGUCCGACCGUGUCGGGGAUAUGCCUUCCGAGAUCUGAAAUUGAAUGCAGCCUGACUUGGGGGCGAAUUGAUGGAAGUAAAAGGAUCGACGCUGAAGCUCCAAUGUAUAAAUAGACGCUCGUCCUCGCUUCAUCUCAAGCAUCCAUUCACAAGCUCAAGCACUUCAACUCACUCAAACACAACUCUCUCAUCAUUAUACUUCUCAAACCAACUCAACGUCCUAGUUGCCAAAAGCAGAAAAUGGCCAAGUACGCGAAAGACCAGCCCGCCGGCUUCAAGAACUCCAUCGAGCGAGUCGCCAUUGUCGGCGCCGGAGGUACUGUCGGAUUGAACAUUGUCACCGAACUCCUCAAAACCGGCAAACACACCGUCACAGCCCUUACUCGGGCCGACAGCACCAACAUAAUUCCCGAAGGCGUCCAAAUCGCCCACAUUAACUACGAUGACGAGGCCACCAUCGUUUCCGCCUUAAAGGGCCAGCAAUUCCUCAUCAUCACCAUGGCUCCCACAGCUCCCCGGGACACUCACAGCAAGAUCGUCCAAGCAGCCGCCAAGGCCGGUAUCCCCUACGUCAUGCCAAACGGGUACGGCGGGGACAUCGAAAAGGUCAAGUUGGGCGAGGAGACGUUCCUAGGCCCUGUCAAUCGAGCCCACCGGGACGAAAUUGCCCGGCUCGGUAUGCAGUGGAUCACAGUGUGCUGUGGAUUCUGGUACGACUAUAGCCUGGCAGGCGGCGAGUCACGCUUCGGGUUCGACUUCGACAAGCGGUCUUUGACCAUCUAUGAUGAUGGCACCACGAAGAACUCGACGUCCACGUUGGCGCAGAUUGGACGGGCCGUGGCGAAGGUGCUCAGUCUGAAGGAGCUUCCCGAGGAUGAAAGUGAUAAGAGUCUUACUCUGUCGUCGUUCUUGAACAAGGGAAUUUAUUUUCAAAGCUUCUUUGUGAACCAGAAGGAGAUGUUUGAGAGCGUGAAGCGUGUUACUGGUACUACGGACGCCGACUGGACGAUUACUCAUGAGAGUACUAAGAAGCGGUAUGAGGAAGGGUUAGCACUGGUCAAGGGUGGUAACAUGGCUGGAUUUGCUAAGAUGCUGUACGCAAGAGGGUUUUACCCGGAGGAUACAAGCGAUCACGCGUCUAAGGCGCAGAACGAGCUACUUGGGUUGCCAGAGGAGAGCUUGGACGAGGGCACUAAGGCUGCCAUUGACUUGGUCAAGAAGCUGCAGGCUCGCCCUGAGCGUAUGGCGUCCUAGAGGAAG